AUGCUUCUUCAAAUUUUGUCUCUGCUUCUUCUGCUUAUUCUGUUACUGAGGCUCGUCCUACUAUUGCUGCUGCUUCUGCUUCUGUUUUUGUCACUUCUAUUUCUUUUGUUGCUGCUUUUACAUCAUUUUUCUGCUGGUUUUAUUAUUUCAGAUGAUGCUCUUUCUUUUUCUGUUGCUGCUGCUUUUACUACUACUACUGCUACUUCUACUUCAGUGGCUGCUGUUUCGUCUGCUUCAGUUGUUUUUACUGUCACUUCUAUUGCCGCUGCUUAUUCUGUUUCUGCUGCUGUUUCUAUUUCUGCUGCUCCUGCUUCUAAUACUGCUGCUUCUUAUUCUGUCGCUUAUUUGUCUAUUUUCUCUGUCGUUUCGUUAUUUUCUGUUACUGACGUUGAUGAAAAUACUCUAUCGCAUACAAGACAACAAAAUUAUCAACAUUUUUCUUCUUCGUUCGUUUCAUUUUCUUCUUUUUCAUUUCUUUCUUUUUAG
Messenger RNA from Acanthosepion pharaonis, 486 nucleotides. NCBI's taxonomy places the organism in Eukaryota, Metazoa, Mollusca, Cephalopoda, Sepiida, Sepiidae. The record is from the annotation of a GenBank genome assembly.